Molecule: messenger RNA, 446 nt
Organism: Capsella rubella
Lineage: Eukaryota; Viridiplantae; Streptophyta; Magnoliopsida; Brassicales; Brassicaceae
Exons: 3
Coding region: 12-338 (108 amino acids)
Source: RefSeq, a predicted model, not a curated record
GAAAAAAACAGAUGAAGAACACUACAAAUGCCAAGUUAAUCACACUCGUUUUAGGGUUUCUCUUCCUCAUGAUGAUGAUGGUCAUGAACCUUCCUCAUGCGCUUCAAGGUGGAUCCAAAUAUGAAGAUUAUGGUCUUAUAGCGAGCGGAAGUGAAUAUCUCUUGAUGGGACGAAAGUUAAGAAGUUCAAAACCAAUCGAAUCUGAAGCAAAGAAAAGAUCAAGAAAAGGCAUAGUCGUCGUCGUCUCUACAGAUUCAGCAAGGGAAAUCAGUAAUCUAAUGAGAAGCGACUAUCCAUCACGUAUGAAAGGGAGGAAAAGAACUCCAAUUCAUAAUUGAUAUAUGUAUCGUCGUCAUUAGUCAUUACUUAAUUAAGUAGCUUUGUUUUUUUGCUUUGUUAGUUUGUUUUGGUUAACAGUAUCAUAUAUUUUAGAAGAAGAUGCUAUA